CGAUGCCGACUCAGCCAGCGCGGGGGAAACACACUCCUCUCUGCCGCCUUUGCUCCUCCUCCUCCUCCUCCUCCUCCUGCUCCCCUCUCCUCUCCUGUGGAAACUCCUUUUCACCACUUUACUGUGAGACAAGAGCCUUUUUGUGUCGUUGGAAAACAACAUGGCAGACGUUGCCGUCCUAUCCAAGAGAGGAAGCGACAGGAUCGUGAUCGACGAUGACUGGCCGGGCUACAGUGUAGACCUCUUCAGCCAUCCAGCUCACUACUCCGGAGAUUUAGACAGUGUCAUCGUUCCGCAUGGCGUUAUUAUGGACAGGACAGAGCGCCUUGCUCGUAACAUCAUGGACGACCUGGGAGACCACGACAUUGUGGUGCUGUGUGUGCUUAAAGGAGGCUACCAGUUCUGUGCUGACCUGGUGGACAAGAUCAAGGCUCUCAGCCGCAACUCCAGUCGGACAAUCCCCAUGAGGGUCCACUUCAUCCGUCUCAAGAGUUACAUGAACGACCAAUCGACAGAGGAUCUACACAUAGUUGGAGCGGAGGAUUUGACUUUUUUAGCUGGAAAGAACGUACUGAUCGUGGAGGCCAUUGUAGGCACUGGAAAGACGAUGAAAACUCUUCUGAAGCAUGUUGAAGGCUUCAGGCCCAAAAUGAUCAAAGUAGCCGGCUUGCUUGUGAAGAGACUGCCACACAACACAGCAUGCCUCCCUGACUACAUCGGCUUUGAGAUACCCAAUCGUUUUGUGGUUGGCUAUGCUUUAGACUACAAUGAAUAUUUCAGAGACCUCAAUCAUAUCUGCGUGAUCAGCGAAAAUGCGAAGAUGAAAUACAAGAUUUAAAGGAGAGGGCUGCACACACAGAGGCAACUGUCACACAGAUGUCAUCUCACAGCAAGCCUGAGCAUUUUCCUUCAGAUGCCAUGCACUCAAAGUUCAGCUGCUACUGUGAUAUCUGAUCUUAGGCAUGUUUUGUUUUUGAACCCAGUAAAACGUAUCUGAAAAGUUUAACAUGUAAUUGAUUUUAGUAAAUUGAAGGUUUUACAUGGUUUAAAUAUGCAACUUCAUUUUUAAGUUUACUGACUCUCGUGUAAAAUGUUUAACUCUCUCAAACUUUUACUGUGAGCCUGAGUGUGUAAAGAGCUUAAUCUAUAAGAUACUAGGAAUGUGAUGGAUUGUUUUAGGUCAACGUGUGAUGAGGUAAAAGAGGAAUCUUGGUGUUACUUUUUAAAACUAAAGGGAGCAGUUUUUUUUUUGUUUUUAAAUACAUCAUAUUGUCUUCAUCUGUACAUUCCUUUUUUUAAUGUUUCAUUAAGUGCAUUAACUACCUCUUUGUUUGUUACCCAGUAUUAGGUUUAACAUAAAAUAAAGUAUUUUUAACA
Molecule: messenger RNA, 1377 nt
Organism: Solea solea (common sole)
Lineage: Eukaryota; Metazoa; Chordata; Actinopteri; Pleuronectiformes; Soleidae
Gene: prtfdc1b
Product: phosphoribosyl transferase domain containing 1b
Exons: 9
Coding region: 161-838 (225 amino acids)
Biological process (GO): purine ribonucleoside salvage; GMP salvage; guanine salvage
Molecular function (GO): hypoxanthine phosphoribosyltransferase activity; magnesium ion binding
Source: RefSeq, a predicted model, not a curated record